This is a messenger RNA of Thamnophis sirtalis, 2250 nucleotides long. The record is from RefSeq and is a predicted model, not a curated record. Lineage: Eukaryota; Metazoa; Chordata; Lepidosauria; Squamata; Natricidae.
AAUCACAGUUGUUGCUUACCUUUUUUUUUUUUUACAAAGAACUCAAUUUUGUUUGUUUUUUCUCUUAUCAGGAUAUGUUUAAAGCCUAUAAUAACUACAAGGCCCUUGUACUGUCUGUUAAUCUGACCAGCAAAGAUUUCAAGCAAACAGAUAGCACUGGAUGCAAGGAACUUCAGAACAGACUUCGAAGGGUAAAUUUACGAUGGGAGAAGGCAAAUAUUUCACUGGAAAACUGGAAGAAGGAUUUACAAAAAGCUCUGAUUCAUUGCCAGGAUUUUCAUGAACAGAAUCAGAAACUGCUGCUGUGGUUGGCUGCUGCAGAGACACGGAGGCACCAAGCACAAGUUAAGGAGCCAAAUGCUGAUCCUCAUAGAAUACAGGAAAGUCGAAAGGAAUUAAUGCAACUGGAAAAAGAGCUUCUGGAACGGCAACUUCAAGUAAAUACUCUGCAAGAAAUUGCUGCAUUUUUGCUUGUCAAAUCUGACGGAGAAAAAUAUAUUGAGGCUAAUGAGAAGGUCCAUGUUAUUGGGAAGAAGCUUAAACAGCUUCUUGAAGGAGUUUCAUGUGACUUAAAGGUCUCACAAGGAAGUCAGGACGUAAGUGCAUUUCAGGUGAAUGGGGAAGAACUGGAUUCUGGAACCUAUCAUCAAUUAUCAGAGAAAUCUCCUGUUUCUAAAAAUAAGGUUGAUGAAAAGAAGAUCCUGCAGAGAAACACCAGCAGCAAUGUUAGGAUGGAAGAGAACGAAGAGACCAAUUCAUUUGCACCCAAGAAGUAUGCUUUCUUCUGUCGUGUCCUACGAGCAGCAUUACCUUUACAAUUGUUCCUCCUCCUCUUGUUGUUUUUGGCUACCUUGAUCCCUGUCUCAGAAGAAGACUACAGCUGCACUCAAACCAAUAAUUUUGCUCGUUCUUUCUACCCGAUGCUACGAUAUAUUAAUGGACCUCCACCAACUUAAAGACAUUCAAUUUUUUAAUUAAUAUCUUCUAUGGAGUCUUCUUUUUAUGCUGCUAGAGUUUAUCCAGAAUUUCAGUUUCUUGGUAACUUCAACCAGGGCUUAACAAGCACUGAUGAGUAACACUGACAAUAUUAUGUGGAGAUCUCUAUUGCACUCAACGGGAACCAAACCAAGAGGCUUCAGCUCAUCUUCUAAGAACAUGCUAUUGCUUCCCAUCACCGAGAUAAAAAAUCAGUUAGCAAUUUCAGGACUUGGAUUGGGUGGGUAAGAGCUGUUACUUAGAGCUUUAUACAGGAAAGCUAUUUCUAUAUAUUUUCAAACUAUAAGCAAUGUACUUUCUACUUUUUGCACAGUGUGUGAUCAAUCAGUGAUCUUCAUGCCAGAAAGAAUCGGUGAACACAGAAUUUACAAGACUGUGUCUUGUUAGCAUUAAAAUAAUUCCUCAAAUCAAAGAUAAAUGCAUAAUCCCCUAGAAAGAUCUACUGCAUAAGCCCAAUAGUAACAGGUAGGAGCUAGAGUUGCACAACAGCAUGGCUGCACUAUUCUGUCUUUCCCCUUUGUUUUGGUGAGUCUUGCAGAGAACUUCCUGGUGGAGUGAACCCAUCAUUUUUAAUGUUAAAAGAAAUGAGAACUCCUUUUUUCAGGUGGUACUUUGCAUGCAGGGAGAUCUCUUUCUGUAUUUUGCUAUUUUAGUGGAAAGAUAACUUCGAUUUUUAAAAUAUUUGUUAUACUUUAGAAUUUUAGGAAUCGUACCUAUUCAAGUUCAUGAAUAUGUAUGUUUCCAAGACAGAUUUUUAUAGUACUUAGAUUUGUCUACUUUGUCUGAUGUCUCCUUUUGUACAUUUUUUUAUAAAAAGAAAUGAAAAUGCUAUAUGUAGGUAGCCUUUAUUGUUUUUUUAGAUUUUUUUAAAAAGAAAAAAAUUGUGUUGAUUAUCUCACAUACAAACAAAUAAAUUUUGUAGAGAUGUGGCUUUUUAAUCAAAUCCAUUUAUGUUCAAUUUUCUUUGAAUAACAUACAGUAAGUCAGAAAUGAUUUAUGGAAGGGCAAAAUCAUCCCUAUGGCCAAGACAGCAGUAUACUCUAUAUGUGCAAGAGAAUAUGGGGCCUUUAUCUUCUUUCUCUCUUGGUUCUAAGAAUUAGCAUAUGACAUUCCUGGACAAUUCUGAUAAUGAAUUGCAGGAAAUUGCCGGUCCAAAUUAAUGGGAGUCUAGUAGCACUUUUUCUGACUUACAAAAUAAGCUUAUGGAAGGCUAUUUAUGUUAGCCGAAAAGGUGUGACCAAGCUUCUGAUUUUU